AUGUCAACUAAGGCCACACCUGCCCCAGAAGACUACGACGAUGUUCGCAUCCUCGGAUACGACCCACUGGUUUCACCAGCCCUCCUUCAGAAUGAGAUCAAGGCCACAAAGCGCUCUUUGCAGACGGUGGUACAGGGUAGAAAGGAUGCUAUGAACGUGGUCUCUCAGAGAGACGACCGUUUGCUUGUUGUAGUCGGUCCAUGUUCCAUUCACGACGCCGAUGCUGCUUUGGAGUACGUGGACAGAUUGAAGAAGUUGUCAGACUCGCUUUCCGAUGACUUGGUGGUGAUCAUGAGAGCAUACCUUGAGAAGCCCAGAACCACUGUUGGGUGGAAGGGUCUGAUCAACGACCCUGAUCUGGAUACCACUUUCAACAUCAACAAGGGCUUGAAGAUUUCCAGAAAGCUUUUUGUUGAUCUUACCGACAGAGGAAUGCCAAUCGGCUCGGAAAUGCUGGACACCAUUUCUCCACAAUACCUGAACGACCUGCUCUCUUUUGGAGCUAUUGGUGCCAGGACCACCGAAUCGCAACUCCACCGUGAGUUGGCGUCGGGGCUGUCUUUCCCUAUUGGAUUCAAGAACGGUACUGAUGGUUCGUUAGAUGUGGCUAUUGACGCUGUCCAGGCCGCUUCUCAUUCCCACCACUUCAUGGGUGUCACGAAGCACGGUCUGGCUGCCAUCACCACCACCAAGGGUAACGAGUUCGGGUUUGUUAUUUUGAGAGGAGGAAAGAAGGGCACCAACUACGACGAGAAGUCUAUUGCUGAGGCCAAGCUGAAGCUCCCUCCAACCGGCGUGCUGAUGAUUGACUGUUCCCACGGAAACUCCAACAAGGAUUACAGAAAUCAGCCCAUUGUGUGUGCUGAAGUCGCUAGACAGGUGGCGAAGGGCGAGGACAAGAUCAUUGGUCUCAUGAUCGAGAGUAAUAUCAACGAGGGAAAGCAGAACAUUCCAGAGGACAAGUCCCAGCUGAAGUAUGGAGUUUCGGUCACUGACGGGUGUGUUUCCUGGGAAAGUACCGUUGAUAUGCUUCAGAACCUGGCCGAAGCGGUCAGGAGUAGAAGAGCCUUGAAGAACAAGGCCUAA
Messenger RNA from Kuraishia capsulata CBS 1993, 1086 nucleotides. RefSeq lists its product as uncharacterized. The transcript has a single exon. The coding region runs from base 1 to 1086 and encodes 361 amino acids. Gene Ontology annotation, cellular component: cytoplasm. Lineage: Eukaryota; Fungi; Ascomycota; Pichiomycetes; Pichiales; Pichiaceae. The record is from RefSeq and is a predicted model, not a curated record. Gene Ontology annotation, biological process: aromatic amino acid biosynthetic process. Gene Ontology annotation, molecular function: 3-deoxy-7-phosphoheptulonate synthase activity.